AUGUCCAAAUGCUCCUUUGGAUUACAGCAGGUAGAAUAUCUGGGUCACACUGUUUCUGGUGAGGGUGUGGCAAUGGAGAAGGAUAAAAUCCAAGCAGUGUUGAACUGGCCUGUUCCUCUAAAUCUUAAACAGUUGAGAGGGUUCUUCGGACUUACAGGAUAUUACAGAAGAUUUAUCAAGAGUUAUGCAUCCAUAGCUGGCCCUCUAAACAAUCUUUUGAAGAAAGAUAACUUCCUAUGGGAUUCACAAGUUACUGCAGCUUUUGAGAGGCUUAAAACAGCCAUCACUAAAGCCCCAGUUUUGGCCCUCCCUGAUUUUUCCAAACCAUUUGUUUUGGAAACUGAUGCAUCGGGGUUAGGAGUAGGUGCCGUUUUGAGUCAGGAAUCCCAUCCUAUAGCCUACUUCUCAAAAAAAUUGAAUUCGAGGAUGUAG
Messenger RNA from Cajanus cajan (pigeon pea), 432 nucleotides. RefSeq lists its product as uncharacterized. NCBI's taxonomy places the organism in Eukaryota, Viridiplantae, Streptophyta, Magnoliopsida, Fabales, Fabaceae. The record is from RefSeq and is a predicted model, not a curated record.